Molecule: messenger RNA, 3973 nt
Organism: Filobasidium floriforme
Lineage: Eukaryota; Fungi; Basidiomycota; Tremellomycetes; Filobasidiales; Filobasidiaceae
Exons: 8
Coding region: 1-3810 (1269 amino acids)
Biological process (GO): protein phosphorylation
Molecular function (GO): protein kinase activity; ATP binding; protein binding
Source: RefSeq, a predicted model, not a curated record
AUGCAACGACCAUCUACGCCACCCCUUUACCGUCCCCCUUCCAACAUCCCUUUCCACAUUCAUCUGGCCACCUGGUCCAAUCGAGAGAUCGACUCGUUCCUUCAACUGCAACGAUGCGGGCAUCAUUCCAAAAAGUUCGAGGACAAUGACAUUACGGGCAGCGUCAUCCUCGAGCUCGGAGCGGACGAGCUAAAGGAACUCGGCGUGAACAAGGUUGGAGAAAGGGUCCGCCUUUUAGGAGCCAUAAGGGAGUUGAAGAAGAGGAAUUCCACCUCCCUGGCUGGGCUGAAUGUGGGAACGGGGAGGGAUAGCAGUAAUGGGGGAAGUACGCCGGCCAGUGCGAUGGCGCAUCACGAUUAUGCCAAUCGGCCACCCAAUGAUCCCGCCAAGUCGCUACAGGACCACCAGAACGAGACGGGUGCGACGGGCCUGUCUAGAAGUCGCAGCGGGACAGGAGGUUCUCUAAGAAGACUACAUGCGACUCGACCACCCCCGCUUCAUUUGCAUAGCAGCUCGCAUGGCCAGAUCAACGUGCAGAACAAUGCCUCUGCUCAGCCGGGCAGGGGAGACAGCAAUGUACGCCCAGACCAACACAACAGCAACGGCAUGAGCUCUACGGCGACGACGCCUCGAGGGAUGCCGGCAUCUGGAGUUUCGGACAUGAAUGGCCCAGGAUCGAACGGAGCUCCCGUCGCCAACUCCAGUAACUACGGGACGUCUCCUCCCGGUUCAUCGACCCAUCCUAGACGCGCGCCGAGUCCCCUUCCGGGCGCGUCUUCCAGUAAUCCUGUGCCGAUAGCUCGGAGGGGAUCGAACGAGUACAUGGCAAGGCCACUUCCUGGACUUCCGCCCGAGGAAACGACGGCUGGUCGACCGAAUGACGGGCUCUGGCAGGAGAGGUCUGAAGAUUUCGCUAGGAAGUCGUCUGCGGGCAAUGGGGCGUCGAGGCCGAACGGCGGAUCAUUCGGUUCGACUAGGUCAGGCGGAGGGUCGGAAGGUCGACCGGCUACGUCUAGCGGGGCUCUAGGUAUACCCGUCACGACGACACAUCGCAGAGGAGCGAGUACAGUUCCGACGUCUCAAGCUCCGGCGAGUCGAGGCUUGUCGACGAUAUCAACCUCCGAUCCCAGACGAGCUGGUUCCAAACGGCCUAGUACGGAUUCGGGGACCAGCGUCCAUCCUUAUGCCGCUUCGGCCCCCCGGUCAAUCAAAGGCCAUAGUCCAACUAAGGGGUCCGGAUCGCCUACAAAGUCCAGAUUUGACGCGAAUCGGGGUGCCUCGGAAGGGCAAGGCGAUAUCACCCCGACUUAUCCAAUGUCGAGCGAGAACCGGAAAUGGUAUAAUUCACCCUCCCGUAGUCCGAACGACGAAUACGUGCACGUCAAGGGACAAAGGAGUUGGUCAGACCGCUGGGCUUCCGAGAAAUCUAGCACGCCGACCUUGUCUCUCGAGGACGUCAAGCGAAAGCUGGUCAAGUUCAUCUUGGCGGAAGACGAGACGUCCAGGACGAUCGACGUGGAAGCCUGUCAGAACGGGUUCGAGGUGCUCGAAAAGGCCCUGCGCAAGUUUGGGAAAUGGAGAGGGAUAGCGCGAGGCGGAGCGACGGGUUUGAGUGAGAGUGAAUCGGAGAAUGACGAGACGAGUUGUCUAGACGUCGAUGGGUGGGGUGUGUUCUUGCAGAAGAAUGACGAUUCUGCCCCACUCACAGAAGCGGAGCUGCUCGCGGUCUGCUAUGCGCCACCUACAGACCCUGCAAGAGAGAACGGACUCUAUCUGAAACAGAUGAGAAUCCUCCCGAACCGCAAGGAUAUCGGAUCUAUCUUUGGUGACAACCCGCCUGCCUCUGCACUUUCGCCUACAUCCCCAACCUAUUCGUUGGCAAUGUCGGCUCGUACCCGGGACUCGCCUCGCACGGCCACCUCGUUGCGAGGUGCCAAUCAAACGCACCGAGCCAGCACGAUCAGCGUCAUGUCUGCCUUGGGCGUGCCAGUAUCCGACAAUGCUUCCAAACCGGUGGCUGCACCACAGGCUCCCCUACCCAAAUCACCCUCGUCAGGAUCCUUUUUGGCUAGUCGAGGGCGCAGGAUGUACAACUUCUUUGGCCAUCGACCGCCGAGCGAACUCAUCUCGAGCCAUCUUGCUGAAUACUUUCCGGCUGCCAAGAGGAAGGAUCUCGAAAAGGGAGCGAGGAACAGCAUGCUGCGGCUCGGGAGCAAGGGUGAUUUGGAUAAACUGCGAAGCAGCAUCGAUUCGACUCGUCACAGCCUCGAUGCGAAUCGGCUUCCGUCUAGGUUCAGCGUGGCGAGCUCGAACAGUUCUCAUCGAAUGAGUCGAGCUUCCAGCUACAAGAAUGCAUCAAUCCCUCCUGCCGCCGCUAUUCCCGAGGAGCGACUCGAGGUGAGCGAAGUCCCACGGUUAUCAGUAUCGGGAGACGAUGGGCUCGAGUCCAGACCCGCCUUUGACGAUAGUGGAGCAUCCACACCGGCGGGAGGAGCGCCGCUUUUGCCGCCCUUUGAGCCGUCUGAGGAAUCGCUCUCGGAUUCGAUGCCUAGCUUCGGUUCUCGACCUCGGCCCGCCUCGAUCAUGCAGGACCGUCGGAAUUCUGUGCGCUCGACAACGGGUAGACGGCUCAGCACCGUCUCGAGUCGUCGAAAGAGCCGCCGUGUCUCGGACACUGCGAGCCUUUUGACGGUGGAUGAGAUCACGGCCGAGGUGGAGAACAGGCGGGCUAGCGUGAUCACUUUUGCCGAAUCCGAAGAGGAGGCCGAGGACGAUCACUUUUUGGCUCCAGAGAAUAUCCGCUUGAGCAAAGCCUACAGUCCUGGGUUGGUACCUGAAGAGGAAGGGGAAGACUCGGAAGAGGAGGCGUCGGAGAGCUCCGAGGAGGAGACGUCUGAUGAGGAAGGAAGCGAGGAGGAAGAAGAGGAAGAGGAAGAGGAAGAGGAAGAGGAGGACCAGCAUGGAAAGGCUGUGACGUCGACCGGCACCAACCGAUCCAUCAAAUGGAUAAAGGGAGCUCUUAUCGGUCAAGGUUCCUUCGGCAAGGUCUACCUCGGCAUGGACGCCCAGACAGGUCUGCUCAUGGCCGUCAAGCAGGUCGAUCUCGAGAUGGGUGGGACGGGAAGCGAAGAAAGGAAACAGAGCAUGGUCACUGCGAUGCAACAGGAGAUUGCGCUGUUGAAAGACUUGCAGCACGAGAACAUCGUGCAAUAUCUCGACUCAUCGACCGACCAAUCGCACCUGAACAUUUUCCUCGAAUACGUCCCCGGUGGAUCCGUCACCGCUCUCUUGAACAACUAUGGCGCGUUUGAGGAAGCGCUCGUCAAGAACUUUGUCAGGCAAAUCUUGACCGGCUUGGACUACCUGCACGAGAGGAACAUCAUCCAUAGAGAUAUCAAGGGUGCGAACAUCCUGGUCGAUAACAAGGGUGGAGUCAAGAUUUCCGAUUUCGGGAUCUCGAAGAAGGUCGAGAACAACCUGUUGUCCAAUAUGCGCCUCAACCGAGCCUCUCUCCAAGGUUCCGUCUUCUGGAUGGCGCCCGAGGUGGUCAAACAGACGGCGUAUACGAAAAAGGCCGACAUCUGGAGCGUGGGGUGUCUGGUGGUAGAGAUGUUGACGGGAGAGCACCCAUGGCCAAACUUGACGCAGAUGCAGGCCAUCUUCCGGAUUGGGACGGCGGCUCGACCCACGAACCCGUCCGACAUUUCACAGGAAGCGGCGGAUUUCCUGGACAUCUCGUUCUUGAUCGAUCAUGAGAAACGACCCACGGCCAAAGAAUUGCUGGAGUAUCCCUUUUUGGUCAAGGUGUAGGAGGUAUGGGGAGAGCGUUCGAGAAUGACAUUGCUGCGGUAUUGAACGCCGGGGAAGAGCUUGGCGGGAGGUGCCAGGUGAAACCGGUUCAUCAUGAGGCUGGUCUAGGGUUGUACAUUACGAAUAUCAUAACGAGAAGCGAGAGAUCCAUUACGAGCUACGA